AUGCGAGUGACCGCAGCCCUCCUCCUCCUCGCCGGCCCGGCGCUGGCAGGCUCUCAUCGCCCCCCGCCGAGUCUCGAGCUCCUCGACCUCCGCGGUCAGGUCUCCUUCAACCCCACCCCAGUCAACGCGUCGCUGAUUGCGCCUCGCAACCCCGGCGGACUGUCUGACACCUUGACGGCGACGAGCGUUAUCCCCGCCCCGACGGCGAGCUGUGCAAGUGCGAGGAAGGCUGGGGCGGUAUCAACUGCAAUGAACGACAAGGCAUGCAAGGGUUUCAAACUGCGCAACCCUGUCGAUGACAUGCUCUUCGGCCAGGACAAGCACAAGGAUAAGGAUGGGGACAAGGACGGCGACGGCGACGAUGACGAGAUCCCCGACAUGGUGUGCUACCAGGGUGGCGUCGCCAUUGAGCGCAACUUCCAGAUGUGCGACGUCACGAACCGGAAGAUCCGCGACACGAUCCCCGACAACAAGCCGCCGCAGGUCACAUUCUCGUGCGAGGCGGGUGGACAUCACGCGAACGGUUCGGACAUCAUGAGCCUGUACGACCCCACCGCGAUCGGGAACGAGAAGGGUACCUGCGGCUUCCAGUUUUGGGUCGACCGCAUCGAGUCCUUCUACUGCAAGCUGACCGAGUGCACGUGGGAGCUGGACCAGACCGUCAGCGCCAACGAGACGCACUACAAGUGCGAAAACAUUGAGUGCGCGUGUGUCCCCGGCCGUUUCCUCUGUGGUGAGAACGGCAGUGUCAACAUCGACGACUUCCUUACGGAGGAGGUCCGAGGACCGGGAAGCUUCAACUGCAUCUCGGGCAAGGGCUGCACGUUCGAGGAGCCGGCGAUGAACAAGCUCAUCAACGACAUUUUCGGUGAUAGCUCGAUCACGCUCGACUGCGAGUCGGGCGAGUGUGUCCACUACUCCCAGGUCCCCGGAUACGUUCCCCCGGCGCAGCCCGACAACACCAAGUUCAUUGCGCUCAUGGGCGCGCUGAGUGUAUCCCUCUUCCUCGCUGCCUUCUUCUGGUACAUGGGCCGCAAUAACGACGCCUCCGGUUUCAGCGGCAUCAAGCUCCCCGAGGACGAGGCGGCGCGCCUCAUGGCCGAGCACGUCCCGGCGACGCUGCACUUCUCUAACAUCUCCUACACUCUUCCCUCGGGCAAGCACAUCCUGGAGCACGUCACUGGCACGUGUCGCCCCGGUGAGGUGCUCGCCAUCAUGGGAGCUUCCGGUGCGGGCAAGUCGACGCUGCUCGAUAUUCUCGCCCGCAAGAGCAAGACUGGCAAGGUGUCGGGCGAGAUGUACGUGAACGGACGGACGAUCGACAACUCGACGUUCCGCCGCAUCGAGGGCUUCGUCGACCAGGAGGACACGCUUCUCCCGACUCUGACGGUGUACGAGACCGUCCUGUUCUCUGCGUUGCUCCGCCUUCCUCGCGAGAUGAGCUAUGAGGCCAAGGUUUAUCGCACGCUUGAGACGAUGAACGAGCUCGGAAUCCUGGGCAUUAGGGACGCCCGCAUCGGCGAGAGUGGCAAGCGCUCGAUCUCGGGCGGCGAGAAGCGCCGUGUCUCCAUCGCGUGCGAGCUGGUCACCGGACCCUCGAUUCUGUUCCUCGACGAACCGACGUCGGGCCUCGAUUCGUACAACGCCUACAAUGUCAUCGAUGCGCUCAAGACGCUCGCGAAGCAGUACAACCGUACUGUUAUCUUCACGAUCCACCAGCCUCAAUCCAACAUUGUAGCGCUGUUUGACCGUCUCCUUAUCCUCGCCAAGGGACAGCUCGUCUUCUCGGGCAAGCAGAGCAAUGCCCAGGCGCACUUUGAGUCGAACGGAUACCCCUGCCCGCCUGGCUACAACAUUGCUGACUACGUCAUUGACGUGACUGUCGAUGCGGCCGGCGACGCGCGCAAGAUGACCGGUGGCAACGGGCUCCCUACCGCCCAUACCGGUGGCAAUGGUGGCGUCCAGGACCCCGAAGCUGGCUUCUCUCGUCGCGCGGCGCAGAGCAGCUCGACUUCGACUGACGACGAGGCGUCCGUCUCGCAGAGUGGCAUCAAGAUGAAGGCUGCCAAGCUUCUCGGCGCCUUCACCUCGACGUCUGGCACAACUACGCCCGCCGAGUCCGUCACACCGAUCCCCGAGGCGCUGGCGUCGCUCGUCCUCGCGUGCCGCGGCAGCGACGACAUGAAGAUUGUCGAGGCGGAGGUGCACCGCAUCGAGACUGGCGAGACGCCGAACGGCGGCGAGCAGCGGGAUGUUGCCGAGGAGACGGCCAUGCUGAAGGGGUACGAUAAGGCGGGCUUCUGGACACAGUUCAAGGUGCUCUCCGGCCGCGCGUUCCGAAACCUCUACCGCAACCCGAUGCUCAUGGCUGCGCACUAUGCCGUCGCGAUCUGCGCGGGCUUCCUCUGCGGCUUCUUUUUCUACCACGUCACGAACGACAUCCCGGGAUUCCACGCGAACGGAUACUACUCAUCUGGAGCCUACUUCCUGGCCAAGGUGCUGUUCGACGUGAUUCCUCUCCGCGUCAUCCCUCCAUUCAUCCUCGGAUCGAUCGUGUACGGCCUCGCGGGCCUUAACCCGGACAUGUCGUGCUACUGGAAGUUCAUCAUGAUCCUGGUCCUCUUCAACCUGGCCGCGGCCUCAAUCGUGCUCUUCCUCAGCGUCGCCAUCUCCGACACGGGCGUCGCGAACCUGACCGGCUCGCUCGUCAUGCUGUACAAGUCUGCUGAUGAACUACGACCGCGUCCCGAACGGGUUGAAGUGGAUGCAGACGCUCUCCUUCUUCCACGCGGCGUACGAGGCGCUCCUCGUCAACGAGCUGCGCUACCUCCAGCUCGUCGAGCGCAAGUUCGGCCUCGACAUUAG
Molecule: messenger RNA, 2865 nt
Organism: Trichosporon asahii var. asahii CBS 2479
Lineage: Eukaryota; Fungi; Basidiomycota; Tremellomycetes; Trichosporonales; Trichosporonaceae
Exons: 9
Coding region: 1-2865 (954 amino acids)
Cellular component (GO): membrane
Molecular function (GO): ABC-type transporter activity; ATP binding; ATP hydrolysis activity
Source: RefSeq, a predicted model, not a curated record